This is a messenger RNA of Triticum aestivum (bread wheat), 1784 nucleotides long. RefSeq names its product putative glutamine amidotransferase GAT1_2.1. Bases 145 to 891 code for a protein of 248 amino acids. The record is from RefSeq and is a predicted model, not a curated record. Gene Ontology annotation, cellular component: cytosol. The transcript has a single exon. NCBI's taxonomy places the organism in Eukaryota, Viridiplantae, Streptophyta, Magnoliopsida, Poales, Poaceae. Gene Ontology annotation, molecular function: hydrolase activity, acting on carbon-nitrogen (but not peptide) bonds, in linear amides.
CAAUCUAAUAUACGAUCAAUCACAACAGCUACAGUAACAAUGUCUUCCUCCCCUGAUCUCUCCCGGACGCUCCCCCGCGUGCUCGUCGUAUCCCACCGAGCCGUCCACAAGAACAAGUUCGGCCGUGAGUUGUUGAUCUAAUUGAUGGAUUAUUAUUUAUUUUUGCGAGAAAGCUUGUACGGAUCAGGCGGCUACUCAUAUUUGCACGGCUCAUGGAUGGAUGCAGGGGAGCAUCACCUGGACGACGCUGUGCCGGUCAUGGUGCCGCAGGUGUCCGGCGCGCAGUCUUGGGAGCCCAUCCACGGCGUGCUCCUGUGCGAGUGUGAAGAAGACAUGGACAACUCCAUGUACCGUGGCGACGACGAUCUGUCACCUUUGCAGCUGAUCGAGUUCAUGAGGCACCUCCAGCCGUUCGACACCAGCGCGGACUACGACCUAGACUCCAUCGAACUCCUGGUGCGCCGCUGCGUCGAGCGCAACAUCCCGGUCCUCGGCAUCUGCCGUGGCUCCCAUGUGCUCAACGUUGCCUGCGGCGGCUCGCUCUACCAGAACGUUGAGCAGGAGCUCAAACGGGUCAUCGACUACCGCGACAAUCAUGGGCACUGGCACCCGGUGCGCAUCCUUCCCGGGACACCGCUGCACUACUGGUUCGAGCACGGUGAAGAUAAUGAAGUGAUUACGGUGAGCAGCUACCACCACCAGGGAGUGCGGCAGCUGGCGAAGCGGUUCGUGCCGAUGGCAUUGACGCCGGACGGGCUGGUGGAAGGGUUCUAUGACCCCGACGCCUACUGCCCCGGAGAGGGCAAGUUCAUCAUGGGGCUCCAGUUCCAACCGGAACGCAUGCGCAAGGCCGGCAAGUUAGACCACACCGGCUGCCCAGAGGUCUACUAGGAGUUUGUCCGCGCAGUGUUCGCCUUCAAGGAGAAGCAGUUGGACGUGCCCUUAUUGCGCCUGACGCUCGGGGAGAAGCUGGCACACGUAUCCCGUCUUAGAAGGUGGACUCUGGCUGUCAUCGGCCAGAUUUUGCUCCCUGUAGGUGUGACCUCUUGUCUCGUGUACGCGUACACAUCGAUCUCUCCUUCCUACUUCAGCAGCGUCCCAUGGCGGCUGCGGCUGCUGCUCUCAUCCAGCGUCUACUGGUCGCUGCUCUUCUUGAUCAGGUCCUAUGCGGAGUUGUUCCUGCCGCGCAUGCCAGUGACCGUCUUCGAGAAGCUCUUCGACAUAGGAUUGUGGGGCAUUGGCCUUGGCGUUAUCUCUGUGAUGGUGACCAUCGUCCUGGGCAUCUCGGUCAAGGACAGCCGUGUAUUGGCGGGUUGCACCUUCGUCGUUGCAGUGUUCGUAGUCGGGCUGGCAGCGUUCUGGGUGUGGCUUGCUCGCACGUAUGGCGGACACGACGCGCCAGAGUCUUCUACACCGCCUUCCGCAACAGCAGCUGGACAGCAGCCUCCUCGUGCACCACGUGUGCCAAUCUAAGAUAUACUGGCAAGCAGAAGUAUGAGUACAUUGUUGGCUAAAUUGUAGCUUAAUUUAUUGGUUGCUCGCGUUUACUUUUUGUUAUUCAGUUUUAUUAAAAGUGUGAGAAUAUUACUUUCAUGUACAAAGAAAGAUGAAUGAAGGAGUACAAUGAAGUGAACAUUGGACUAAAGUCUAUACGAGAAAUGAAAAACUAGUGGUGCCGAUUUCUACCGGGUACCGCAGAGACAUUGGAUGCAUCCUCGAUUCAUGCGUACAAACCAUGUGUGUACCGUAGUUACCUCCCUGCCUCGCGGUAUUCUUUGACGAAC